This is a messenger RNA of Aspergillus aculeatinus CBS 121060, 378 nucleotides long. RefSeq lists its product as uncharacterized. The transcript has a single exon. The record is from RefSeq and is a predicted model, not a curated record. The coding region runs from base 1 to 378 and encodes 125 amino acids. NCBI's taxonomy places the organism in Eukaryota, Fungi, Ascomycota, Eurotiomycetes, Eurotiales, Aspergillaceae.
AUGGGGCCCGAAGAAUCUUAUCCACCGCCCUACCAAAACCCUGAAACCCACCCCUCAACAAUAACCAUCCCAUCACCCGCGUACAUCACGAUCGACCCAUUUGGCAGCGAAGAAGUCCACAAGCUCGACCACUUCCCACCCAAGUCCGACGACAACAUCGAAACGAGCUUCACCAACCCAGCCAAGUCCACCGCCACCGCCACCAUCUCAGAACCAGAACGUCUCCACCAGCCCACUGCAGCCCUACCCAAACCCAGCCUCUCAUUCAAGCCCAUCACCGCCUUCAAACGCGAACGCAAACGCAAACGCAACCCUUCCACCAGCAAUCCAUACGCAGGAACCCUAACCCGCAAACGUGAGCUCCUCCCCCUGCCAUAA